Molecule: messenger RNA, 1351 nt
Organism: Xenopus laevis (African clawed frog)
Lineage: Eukaryota; Metazoa; Chordata; Amphibia; Anura; Pipidae
Product: SLAM family member 9-like
Exons: 3
Coding region: 374-1171 (265 amino acids)
Source: RefSeq, a predicted model, not a curated record
UUGUUUUUGAUCUGGUUGCUAUGCGCCACAGGAUAGUUACCCUCUGUAACACUGUGGUGAUAAUAUUCUUCUGCCAAGGGAAUGGAAGUAAAUAUUUACAGUGGCAUUUCUGAAUGUCAUGGCUUACAAUAUAUUUGCCGGAGAGCAACAGGCACCCAGCGUGCGCUGAUAAAUAUAGGGAGCUGCAAAUAAAAGGCACAACGUUUGCCUGGGUCUAGUAACCAAUGACAACAAGAUGUUUGCUUUGAAAUGGGUGAACUGCAGUAUCCAUGGUUUGCUUAUGUUCCUCACGAUGUGACAACGACACUGGAACAAUAUACAGUAAGUGAUUGAAAUCGGAGAAGGGUUGGGACUUUGGUGCUUAUGAAAUAAAAUGUCUGUUUUCCCUUUAUUAGAUGUUUCAUGUAACACCUCGUGUGGCCCCACAAUACACGUGGCUGGCAAAGUAGGGGGACAAGCUACUCUACCAGUUAAAUUAGAGGAGGAGGUAAACGAGAUUAUUUGGAUUAUAAGUGACGGUCGCAGACUGAAUCAUUUUGCUAUAACAAAACCCAACGAGCCUGUUGAUAUCCGGGUUGAUCAGUAUGAGGGGAGACUGUGCAGUGAGACAGACGCCUCCUUAACCCUCACUGAUCUGACCAAUCAGGACCAGAGAAUCUACUUAGCAAAUAUUUAUCUUCAAUCAAAUCAGCGCUGUGUCCAACUGUAUCAACUCCAAAUCUAUAAAAAUCUCUCAUCAGAAGAUAUCCUGAUCCACCCAAAUGUCACCCACAAUGGGACCUGUAAUGUUACUGUGACCUUGUCCUGUGCUGUGAUUGGAUCAGAUGUGACUGUCACCUGGAAUAACACAAACAGCCCUGGUACAGAAGUGACCAAUCACACGCUCCGUGUCUAUAAUGCUCAGUCACAUGUUACAUACACUUGUACCGCCCGGAACCCAAUCAGUGAAGCCUCCAGAACUGCACAUAUUCCUGUCAUUUGUCCUACAGAAGCACCAGUUGGAAAUGAUACUCAGCAGAACACGAGAGGUCUGCGUUGGACCUCAUUGAUACUGAUAAUAUUUCUGGCUUUGGCCUCAGUGAUACUGAUUAUUACUUCAUAUCUGAUCGUCCGACACUUUCAUGGCAUGAAGAGGAAAUCACAAGAUCCGCAGCAACUUGUUGAAUUGUGACUCCUCAUGGGCGGGGCCUCUGAGCUCACAUCUCUAUUCUUGUUCCAUCUUUGUUAUUGUUUGGUUUCUGUCUAUCUUUUUUUAAUACAAUGUUGAAUAUGUUGGCACUUAAAGUUAUAAUAAUAGUUUAAAAUUACAGAGAUGCUUGUAACUGAGCUCUAAUAAACAGGACCUUCUGUA